This is a messenger RNA of Zophobas morio, 1152 nucleotides long. RefSeq names its product probable protein phosphatase 2C T23F11.1. Bases 152 to 1099 code for a protein of 315 amino acids. Gene Ontology annotation, molecular function: protein serine/threonine phosphatase activity; cation binding. Lineage: Eukaryota; Metazoa; Arthropoda; Insecta; Coleoptera; Tenebrionidae. Gene Ontology annotation, biological process: protein dephosphorylation. The record is from RefSeq and is a predicted model, not a curated record. The transcript is spliced from 3 exons.
AAUUAACCUAAAUAUUGCGUGCUAAAUCUCGUGACACACAACAAUCAAAAAUCGUGUUAAUUAUUUUAACCAAAAUAUGCUUUUAUAUUUAGCACAAGUAUGCUAAAUAAAACCCAUCAAAAGUUCGGAAUUCAGUUUUGAGUGUUUUAUUAUGGGUCAAACUCUGUCAGAACCAGUAACUGCCAAGAACACUGCAUGCUGCCAAAACGCCAGUUUCCAAGUGGGCUCAAGUUCUAUGCAAGGAUGGCGCAUCAACAUGGAAGAUUCACACACGCACAUUUUGUCAUUACCUGAUGAUCCAGACACUGCAUUCUUUGCAGUGUAUGAUGGACAUGGGGGUUCCAAAAUCUCAGAGUAUGCCGGGAAACACCUUCACAAGUUCGUUACAAACAGAGAGGAGUACAAAAAGGGAGAUGUCGAGGAAGGGAUGAAACAAGCUUUUCUUGAAAUCGACAGGGUUAUGCUUGAUGAGGAAUCUUUAAAAAAUGAACAAUCAGGCUCUACAGCAGUGGCGAUAAUUAUUAAAAACAACCUUUUAUAUUGUGCGAAUGUGGGUGACUCGCGAGCUGUUGCCAGUGUUGGAGGAAGAGCAGAACCCCUUUCAUUCGACCACAAGCCCUAUGUUAAAGAAGAAUACGAUCGAAUACUCGCCGCAGGCGGCAGGGUUUUUGAUAACAGGGUUAACGGCAAUUUGGCACUUUCUCGAGCGUUGGGCGAUUUUAUUUUCAAGAGGAAUGAGGAAAAACCCCCCGAGGAACAAAUUGUAACAGCCUACCCAGAAGUACAAGUGCAUGAGUUAACCCCAGACUGGGAGUUCGUGGUGGUCGCCUGUGAUGGUAUAUGGGAUGUAAUGAGCAACGAAGAAGUCGUAGCGUAUGUAAGGGAACGAAUUGCAACGGGCAUGGAACCUGAGGAGAUUUGUGAAAGCCUAAUGAUGACCUGCCUAGCACCUGAUUGCGUGAUGGCAGGUUUAGGUUGUGAUAAUAUGACUGUUGUAAUUAUCGGACUUUUACAAGGUGAAAGCUACAAACAACUAUCGGCAAAAUGUGGUAGAACUUAUAUUUCAGAAGAUAAAAAAGAAGAAAAUUAUCUUCUGUGAGCUAUUGUUAAAUGAAUGUACUUUUAAUGUGAAAAUAAACUUGUACAUAAUUA